UAUCUCUCUCUAAAAUUAUCUCUAAUCAGUGGAGAUAUUGGGGUCUAGGGCUAAAUUUGAGCAAAAUUGGGAAGAUUGGAGCACGAAUUUUGAUCGUCUGUGUUCAAAUUUUUAUGAAAUUGAAAGUGAUGGCGGCUGUUGAGGUGGGGACACCGGUCGAAUUAGGGUUUGUUUGACAUUUUUAGGAGGGUUUUAGGUGAGGAAGUGAUCCGAGCUUGAAAGUUUAAGGGGAUUUUUACUUGGAUUUGUGUAAAUAUUGGAACUUGGGAGUGAUCUAGUUAUAAAUACAACUAGAGAAUGGCUAGAUUGGUUGAUCCUCCAAAUGGCAUGGGAAACCGAGGAAAACACUACUAUAUGAUGUGGCAAACCCUUUUCGAGAUUGAUACUAAGUAUGUACCCAUCAAACCCAUAGGUAGAGGAGCUUAUGGGAUUGUGUGUUCUUCGAUCAAUAGGGUGACUAAUGAGAAGGUUGCAAUUAAGAAAAUUAACAACGCAUUUGAGAAUCGUGUUGAUGCACUUAGAACUCUGAGAGAGCUGAAGCUACUUCGACACAUCCACCAUGAAAAUGUCAUUGGUUUGAAGGAUAUAAUGAUGCCAGCCAACAGAUGUUUCAAGGAUGUCUAUCUGGUCUAUGAUCUCAUGGACACGGACUUGCAUCAAAUUAUCAAAUCUUCUCAGGCACUCUCGAAUGACCAUUGCCAAUAUUUUCUAUUUCAGUUGCUCCGCGGCCUGAAGUACCUUCAUUCAGCAAACAUACUCCACAGAGACUUAAAGCCCGGGAACCUCUUAAUCAAUGCAAACUGCGACCUCAAGAUCUGUGAUUUUGGUCUGGCACGAACAAGCAGCGGAAAAGACAAAUUCAUGACUGAAUAUGUUGUUACUCGCUGGUACCGAGCCCCUGAACUACUCCUCUGUUGUGAUAAUUAUGGCACUUCUAUAGAUGUAUGGUCUGUAGGCUGCAUCUUCGCCGAGUUGCUCGGUCGCAAACCCAUAUUUCCUGGAACCGAAUGUCUUAACCAGCUCAAACUCAUAGUCAAUGUACUUGGUACAGUUAAUGAUGCUGAUCUUGGUUUUAUUGAUAACCCCAAAGCUCGUAAGUACAUCAAGACCCUCCCAUACACUCCCGGCAUCCCUCUCCCUGCAUUAUACCCUCAUGCAAAUCCCUUGGCUGUAGACCUGCUGCAAAAGAUGCUUGUCUUUGACCCAUCUAAAAGAAUUAGCGUCACUGAGGCAUUGCAACACCCGUACAUGUCACCACUUUAUGACCCAAGCUCUGACCCCCCAGCUCAGGUCCCCAUCGAUCUUGACAUCGAUGAAGAGUUAGGAGAAGAUAUGAUCAGGGAGAUGAUGUGGAGGGAGAUGCUUUUCUAUCAUCCAGAAGCUUCUUCCUUGAAUGUGUAAACUUCUGUAUGGUAAUAGAAGCAGGUUGGGUGGUACUUUGUAACAUAUGAAAACCAGCCGUAUCUAUAUUUUGUUUCCGUUGCUUAUUGUCAUAAGAUCUCUUUGGCAAUUUCAUCUGUAAAUAUUUACAUAUUGCAAUAAGGUGGGAGAUCAUCUAGUAUGAUUUUGUUGUGAUGAUGGAGUAUGUUGCUUUGUUUUGAAUGUGUAUCAAGGACAAAAAUUGGUGUUUCACCACCAACAAUGCAUAUUUAAAGAACUUCAGAUUGCUUCUGA
This is a messenger RNA of Asparagus officinalis (garden asparagus), 1674 nucleotides long. RefSeq names its product mitogen-activated protein kinase 4-like. The transcript is spliced from 3 exons. Gene Ontology annotation, cellular component: cytoplasm; nucleus. NCBI's taxonomy places the organism in Eukaryota, Viridiplantae, Streptophyta, Magnoliopsida, Asparagales, Asparagaceae. The record is from RefSeq and is a predicted model, not a curated record. Gene Ontology annotation, molecular function: ATP binding; MAP kinase activity. Gene Ontology annotation, biological process: intracellular signal transduction; protein phosphorylation. Bases 298 to 1401 code for a protein of 367 amino acids.